AUGAAUAAUCUAAUUGUGACCAGAAUAAGAAUCGAUGGCAUCAUCUUCAGACUACACUCUCUAACAACAAUAUUAAUACUGACAUUCUCAGCCAUCAUUAGUAGUAAACAAGUUGUGGGAAAUCCAAUAGAAUGUGUUCAUACCAGAGAUAUACCCACCGAGGCUUUCAACUCGUACUGCUGGAUACACAGUACUUAUUUCGUAACCGGAGCCAUGCUUGGUAUUAGCGGCGUAGAUGUCGUGGCACCUGGAGUUGCGCCCUCUCAUGGAAAUCGCCAUUAUCGUCCAGGAGAUCCAGCAUAUGGCAAAGAAUGGACGAAGAACGUGAAGUACUAUCAGUGGGUCGCCUUUGUUUUGGUAUUACAAGAGUCGGAAAACGGGAAGUGA
Messenger RNA from Eufriesea mexicana, 387 nucleotides. RefSeq names its product innexin shaking-B. Lineage: Eukaryota; Metazoa; Arthropoda; Insecta; Hymenoptera; Apidae. Gene Ontology annotation, molecular function: gap junction channel activity. The record is from RefSeq and is a predicted model, not a curated record. Bases 1 to 387 code for a protein of 128 amino acids. The transcript has 4 exons. Gene Ontology annotation, cellular component: plasma membrane; gap junction.